AUGACGCACCAGUACUGUUCCUAUCUCUCUCUCUCUCUCUCUCUCUAUCUCUAUCUAUCUAUCUAUCUAUCUAUCUAUCUAUCUAUCUAUCUAUCUAUCUCUUCAAUCUGGUCAAUCUAUCUAUACUUGUUUCUAUCUAUCUAUCUAUCUAUCUAUCUAUCUAUCUAUCUAUCUAUCUAUCUAUCUCGUUCUUCCCUUGCUACCCCAGUUAUGUUAUUGAUAAUUGGCUUCAGUGAACAGAAAAUUAUUUACUCCAUGAACUUUGUUUUGUGCAUUUUUUACGUUUCUCAUGGCGCCAUUAUUCUUAUUUCUUCUUCCGUUGUACUGCUCUUCUGUUUCUUGUCAAAGACAUUCUUCCAUUUGCAUUCUCAUAUCUUCUCUUCGUGCGUUAGAUUCUUCCUCUGUUUCAUUUUGAAUCCUUUCAGCUACACCUUCUCUCAUAUCAUCUCUUUUUUGCGCAAGUUACUUCCUCUAUUUCAUUUUGUCUUCUUUGUGCUGCUCUCCUCCUAUUCCCCUCUUCUUCUGUCUCAUUAUUUGGCCUCUGAGCCUCGCGUCUCCUGGCUUGUGCUCUUAUUACCAUCACGAUGUUUCUGUGAAUAUCUUUGCUUAUCAGCCCCCCUGCUCGCCGUGUCUGAUCCUGAGAUAAGCGUAGUCGCUGACUUCGUUCUCUGUUAUCUAUCUAUCUAUCUAUCUAUCUAUCUAUCUAUCUAUCUAUCUAAGCUUUUUCUUUAUCUAUCUUGUACAAAACCGCAAGUGUGA
Acanthosepion pharaonis is the source of this 759-nucleotide messenger RNA. The record is from the annotation of a GenBank genome assembly. Lineage: Eukaryota; Metazoa; Mollusca; Cephalopoda; Sepiida; Sepiidae.